Messenger RNA from Orbicella faveolata, 3167 nucleotides. RefSeq lists its product as uncharacterized. The record is from RefSeq and is a predicted model, not a curated record. Lineage: Eukaryota; Metazoa; Cnidaria; Anthozoa; Scleractinia; Merulinidae.
CAUCCCUCCUUUUCUAAGCACGCGUCUUCGUUCAUUCUGCAUUGUGGAAAAACAAACAUAUUUGCACACUCACCGAAAGCUUGGUACACUAACCCGGCAGUUUCAAAAUUCAGUUGACCAUCGGGAAAUAACCGAAAGACCAGGACGACAUGUAACUACGGCUAAAUAAACUUCAGUCAAAGUUACUUUCUUAGCUCAACUAACAUGAGACGGGCAAAUUAGAUUAGAAAAUCACAUAUUUAAAUAUAUAUUUUCCGUACUUCCUGUUUAAAUCAAUUAGGUUUAAAGGAAACCUCAAGUACGAGCUCAAAAUUCAAAUUAUUAGUAAAACAUAAAGGCAGGUGAACGUCAAAGAACAGCAUAAAAUCUUACACCAUUCUGUUUAGUGAUUGACAAGUUAGUUUACGUGUGUUUAGGGCUCUAAUGCAUUCGAGCAAACAUUACUUUUUAUUAGUGGAGGCGGAAAGAUUUCUAAAUUACAUUUCCUUGUGAUAUCAUUAUUUUUAAGCAUUGUCAGAUUGCCAUUGACUUUCUGGCAGGCAGUUAAACGACGAUAAAACUGAAUCUAUUGUAGCUUGGAAUGUUUCGAAAAAUUAUGAACGGAAUGGUUACAACUGAACCCAAAAGCUAUCAAGUAAUACUUCACGUAAUCCUUGCUUCGGUGUUUGUUCCAUUCUCACUGGCUUUGACUCACUCCGACGUCCGUGCUUCGUCUUUGAUUGCCAUUCAAGAGAACUAUGCGUUGUUUGGGCACGUGAUAGCCAGUCACAUGACCAAAGGAAUUACAGUAUGCUCGCAGCUUUGUAUAUCCAAUGCAGACUGUCUCUCGUUCAACUUUAGACAAAACUCAGAUGUCGACGUUGAUGGUUUAUGUCAGCUUAAUAACCAGAGGUGCCAAAACAACCGAGAAGUAAAACCUACUCAAGCCCAAGGAUAUAUUUACGGAGAGUUCAUUGACGUUAAAAUUAAACAAUAUAUAUUUACGACACUGGGGGCAAAAGGUAUAGAUGGACCAACGGUAUCACAGCUCGUUGGCUACAAAGGCACCAAUCUGGAAGGAAAGGUAGACAUCUCCAAGGGAAAGCAACUCUGGAAGGUCCCUUUCACCGGGACCUAUACUAUAGAGGCCUUUGGUGCCUCCGGAGGUAAUGGAACGUGCCAAGGUUGUGUGGGAUGGAAACUUGGAGGACUGGGUGCGAGGAUAAAAGGAACUUUCUACUUCACCAAGGAAACAACGCUGGUCAUUGUCGUUGGCCAGCGGGGUCUCCCGGUCCUUACCUUCGAGCAACGGCCUGGCGGAGGGGGUGGAGGCACGUUUGUUACUUUUUACGACAGUAGGAAGAUUAUCAUUGCCGGAGGAGGAGGAGGAGGGGGACUGGCAAAGUCCGGGUAUGAGGACGGCGACCCGGGCCAAGCUACUGAAAAUGGCACACGCCACGGCGGGUUCAAUGGAAUUGGAGGAAUGCGAUAUAACCCACUGAAUAAGACGUUUGAUUCUGCAGAUAUCAAAGCGAGUUCGGGGGCAGGAUAUAAAGGGGAUGGUGACAGUCUUCAUGUCGGCGGGACCCCAGCGAGAAGUUUGCUUUCCGGUGCUACAGGAGGCUCCCAUGCUGCAGCAAAUGGAGGAUUUGGAGGGGGAGGCUUUGGUAUGACUCAUGGGGGUGGGGGUGGGGGAUAUUCGGGUGGUGGUGUCAUCGGUACUAAGACGUCAGGAGCCGCAGGGGGAGGGGGCUCGUUUAAUUCUGGUUCCUUUCAGGACAACGAAUCCGGGGUCAAUGAAGGGGAUGGAAAGGUAAUAAUCACAUUAAUUAAUUAAUUAAUUGAUUACUUGAUUAAUUAAAAUAAAUUAUUGCAAUAAUAAAAUGAUUAUUUAAUUUCCCAUAGACAAACCCAAAGCAAACCUAUUUCCAAAAAACGUUUUCACGUCUUUAGGAACAUACGGCGGUCAAAUUAGCUGUUGUUGGCAAACUCGUGUGAGCAUUUGAAUCGAAGGGAUUUGUUAAACCUGAUCUUAUCGCGAGAUAAGUACAAUUUAAAUCUGGGUAUUGAUUUGUCUUUUCAGUUGAAGAACUUGGUUGAUAAUAAAUGAUGACUGCAUUUCGUAACUGACUUUCCAAGCAAUAAUUUUUUGUCGUUAGUGAGUGUAUGUUUUUUGUUUCCAUUGGACUCUAGGAACGUAUCUAACUAAAGCCACUGUAACACAGUUGUCGUUCAGUCUUAAUUUCGUUUCAUUUUGAUGCAUUGUUAGCUUGUUCUUUUUGUUAUCAAAACAAAUGAUGCCGCAAAAAUCUGAACAUAAGACUGGCUGAUAUUUGUUUUUAAAAGGUCUACUUUUUGGGUAUACUUUACGAGAAUAGGGUGAGAGAGGGGGAGGUGAAGGAAAGGGACGAGUAAGGGAUAAUUAUUCUGGUUGAAGUUCGCAAUGGGGUCUUUUUUCAAAACUGUUUACACCAAAAAUAAAAAUAUCAACUCAAACGGCUACAUGUAACUAAAAAGUCAGUCGCAAAUUGAGUUUGAGAUUAAGCAAAUUGGGCGACUGACUGACUGGCUGGCUGGCUGGCAGACAGACUGACUGACUGACUGACUGACUGACUGACUAACUGACUGACUGACUGACUAACUGACUGACUGACUGGCUGGCUGACUGGCUGACUGACGGGUGGACGGGUGGACGGGCGAACUGACGGACGGACAGACGGAUUGAGGGACGGACUGACAGACGGACUGACUGAAGACUGAAGAACGUAAAGCAAAUACUUAGAGCGCAUACCAAUAACUGAACUUAAGGACUUUAUUUAAUGUUCAUAAACACAUAAAUGUAAUUCUUGAAAAAAAAGAACUUUUCAUGAAAUAUGAAGAUCGAUGAUAAGUAAAAAAGCAAAGAACUUAAGAAGAGCGUCAAGAAAAAGUUUCCCCGCAUGUCAGAUCUGAAUUUCAACACGUACUUUGCAUAGAACGCUUGGCCAGUUAAGAAAUACUCAUGAAAAGUUGAAUCUGUAGUUAAUAAGCAUAAAUUGUAAAUCGUUAUAUCAGUUGUAAACAGACAUACAAACAUACAAGAAUUUCUUCAAGAAGAAGAAAGGUAGUCACUGUUUGUAAAAAGGGAAGAGCGAUCUUUUAAUAGUUGAAGUAAGAAGACUUGCAAAUAAAUAAACAAUUUAACAGUU